CGCACAUACAUACACACAAACACACAUACACGCACACAGCUGUAGCAUCUCUUGUCAUGCCUCAUACACUGUCACUACUGUUACUGAAAACACACGCAUACACACAAUCGCACAGCUGAAACGCGCUGCUUCGAAAAAUGGCGAUUCGAAAUCAUUUCUAUCGUGAGUUUGUCAGUCGGAAUACAACCAUUGUAGGGAUCGAAUGUAAACUAUGGAGCGGUAGCUAAAUCUGAUGAAAUUUAUCGGCCUUUGUCCGCUAUUUUAGGGAUUCUUUUUUUUAACAUCAUUUUUCAAACAAAAAAGAAUAAAAUAAUAAAAAAAAAAAUAUAUGUAAAUAUAUUACACAACAUAUUUGUAACAAGUUUUUGCGCUAUAAAUGCUAUAACACAACAAAAGUCGGUAAAUAUAUUUCAACAGUAAAACUACAAGUAUCAAAACCAAAAUUUGUUUCUUCAACAUCAAGUUUCAUGCGACAUAUUUCGAUUCACAUGAAGAAAAAUUUGUCCACCCGAAGUAAAAAACCAAAAUCUGUUUAAUUCAAACACCAUAUCCAGUGAUGACAGUUUCUUUUUUGUAAUUCAAACAAAUUAAUUAAUAAUCAAAAGUAAUAAUAAAUUGUGUGUUGUUAAAAUUUCUAUCUAAAAAAAUUAAAUGAUUUUUUUAAAAUAAAAUCAAAGAGUCAAACCACACACACACACACACACGUCUAUCGAUUCGACAACAUUACGUGUGAAACAUCAACAACAAAUUAAAGCUAUUUUUCCGACUUGAAUAAAAAUUUAAUUCCGGUUGAUAAAAUUCUAAAUGAUUGUUUUCAUACCAAAAUUUAAAUCGUGUUAAUAAUAAAUGUUUCAAGCGUCAUUUCGCUAAUAAUCUCAUCAGAAUAAAAGUUUGCACGCAAAUCAAAGUAAAAAAAAAGUGGAUUGUGGAUUGUCAUCAGUAGCAGAAUUGUCAACCAAAUUUAUUCCGAUAAAUUCAAGAGGCCGUCAUUUUUCUACGUGUGAAAAAUAGUGUAAUUUUUCCGUGUGCAUCUUCAACUCGUUAAAUGCGAAAUCAAUCGACAUUUAUAUUCUCACGAGCAAAUCAUCGGCAAUACAAAGCGCAAAUCUUCUUCAAUUUAAAAGCGGCAUUCAUCAUCAGAAUAGAUCCAAUUCCUUUUUGAUUUACUGAACCAGCGUAGCGAGGACGAGAGAAAGUCAAAAAGCAAGAGAAAAUUUCAUUUGUUUCUGUUCUAUUUUCGGGAAUGUACGAGCAGUAAGAGACAUAGAUCCUGACUGAAUCUGAUUCAAUGGUUGAAAUUUGAAAGGAAGCACACUAGCAAGACACCAAGAAUAAAAUACCAGCACUUUUUUUGGGGGGAACAGGAACCGAAACCGUAAACGUGAAACGCGCAACACAUUUGGGAAGUUGUUGAAAAUUGAAACUUGAAAAAGAGCCAUAUUGACACAGGCGCGAUUGACAAGCAACAAAACACAACUCAACAAAAAUAUUUUGUUUCUUUGGACUAUCGUUGCUGUGCACCACAGAUCGCUAAUAGAUCACAGACAUACAUCAUCCCCGAGGGAGUUAGAGACACAGUGUGUGAGAAUAGAAAGGGGUCAGCAUCAACAUAAUAACGCCAUUUGGAAGCUAAUCAUCAAAUCCGUUGUUUUUUUUUUAAUUAAUUGCGGCAAAAACACGGUGCAGAAGCCAAAACGUCAUACCAUUUCAACAUAGAGAUAUAUAAAAUAUACACAGAAGAAAAGUAUAUCGGAGCCAACUACUUGAAAAGCGGAAAUCGAAAUACUAUUGAACCGAUCCGAACCGACCCGAACCGACCAAACCAACCAAACCAAGCCAACUAGACUGUAUUUUCAUUACGAUUUUUCUCUUUUUGUACAAAAAUGGUGAAACAAAUUCUCGAAGAAAAUCCAAAUGACGCGAAUUCGACUUCGCACAAUGAAAUUUCACGCUAUUCGAGUGAAGAAAUUUCAGGGAAUGAGUCGAAUGAAGUAACAUCUAUGACGGAGUCAGAACGACAUGCCGAAAUCAAUCGCCAGAAGGAGGAGAUGAAGAUCAAACGUCGCAAAAAGAAGCGUACAAGCUCAUCAAUGCAAUCAUCUACAUUCAAAGAACUGUACAAGCUAACUGGUGAUAUUUUGGGAGAAGGUGCAUAUGCUUCCGUUCAAACAUGUGUAAAUAUUUAUACAGAUUUGGAAUAUGCCGUGAAAAUUAUUGACAAGAUUCCAGGCCAUGCUCGUGCCCGUGUUUUUCGCGAAGUGGAAACAUUCCACCAUUGCCAAGGACAUCCCGGCAUUUUGCAAUUGAUCGAAUUCUUCGAGGAUGAAGAUAAAUUCUAUCUAGUUUUUGAGAAGAUCAACGGGGGUCCUCUGCUAACGCGAAUCCAAGAGCAUGUACGCUUUUCGGAGCACGAGGCAGCUCAAAUAAUCAAGGAGAUUGCAUCGGGUCUAGACUUUCUGCAUAAGAAGGGAAUUGCUCAUCGUGAUUUGAAACCGGAAAAUAUUCUGUGUGUCUCAAAGGAAAAAUUGUGUCCAAUUAAAAUAUGUGAUUUUGAUCUGGGAUCUGGCAUCAACUUUACCACGGAAUUGUCAUCACCGUCAGCCACACCGCUACUCUUAACACCGGUCGGCAGUGCCGAGUUCAUGGCACCAGAAGUAGUGACGCUGUUUGAAGGUGAAGCCAAUUAUUAUGAUAAGCGGUGCGAUCUAUGGUCAUUGGGAGUCAUAGCCUACAUCCUACUCUGUGGCUAUCCUCCAUUUUCGGGUAACUGUGAAGAAGACUGUGGUUGGAAUCGUGGCGAGAAUUGCACCAAUUGCCAAAAAUUACUGUUCGAAUCAAUUCAAGAAGGUCGAUUCAGUUUUCCAGAUAGUGAAUGGGCGGACGUAAGCAACGAGGCAAAAGAUUUGAUAAGAGGCCUUCUGGUAAAGAAUGCCCCAAAACGAUUGAGCGCUGAAGCUGUGCUACAACAUCCUUGGAUCAAAAUGGCUGAAAGUGGAAAUGCCGAUAAAGUUGACAUGGAGCGACGACAUCGGGCAUUGAAAACACCGGGUAUUAUUAGACGUAACCAAUCGGCACGUGAACUGAGUCACUUUGCCGAAUCUGCAAUGGCUGUGAAACGUGUAAUAAUGCAGCAUUUUUCAAUGAAAUACGAUUACAUGAACAAAGAACGUCCGAACAUUUACCAUCCAUCUCGAGCCGGUGUUCGUGCCGAACCAUCGAUGAACGGUGGUGGUGGUGGCGGUGGCACUCGAUCAAACAGCAAUGAUGACGGCGACGAUGUAACGUUGCACAAUUCAAGUGAAUCCACUCCACCAGCUGACGACAAUCAAUUGGUUGAUUCGGUGAAUGACGACGAUGACGAUAACCGCACCGAAAUUUAUAACAUCAACCAUGAUGACGGAUGCAACGACGAUGAGGUGUUCAAUGAUGGUGUCGAACGACGACAGAGACGAUUGUCUGAUUUGGAUUCGGAACUGAGCUCGAGAAAGUUGCCAGCGGCCGCAACAAAAAAGCAAAUGCCUUCCAUUGAAGAGCAACUGAAUGACGCUGUGCGCUCAUUGAACGAACAUCAACAGAUGCAAACGAAUGCAAUGGCCAAUCGUCGCUCCCAGACCGCACUAAAAAUGUACGCUACAUCGAACGGCCUAGGUAGUAUUAUAGAAAAGUUAUCUGUGGAUGAUUCCGAAACAACAAAUACUUCUCCGAUUGUUGAGUCUCCAUUCAAAAAACCGCAAGUGAUAGUGAAAAAUUCUGGUCUCGAUGCGAACGCCAAGAAUGUGCCAUCGUCGAAUAUUCGUCACGAGAUCCAGGAUAGUCAUGCGCAACAGAAAAAUCCCAUGGCUAUUAAUACGCGUAACAAUAUUCGACCCGAAGAAAAUUGGCGUUAUCGCAGCAACAGCAAUUCCUUGGAGAACAAGCAGCCAACAAGGAAUAUGCCAACGAUGGGUUUCAAAACUUAUCGUAAUUUUACGAAUAAUUAUGUGAAUUCAUCGAACAUCGAUAGAGCCGCAGCUCUGUACCAUCACCAUGCGGCCAACAAUAACAACAGCAACAACAACAUAAAUAAUAAUAAUAACAGCAUCAAUAACAGCAACGGCUAUCGCAAGAUGCAGCCGUAUCAGCGAUAUCAGAACGAGCACUAUGCGUUUGGUAAGGGCAAAGGGUACGAAUCUUCACAAAACACUGGCAUCAACUGGCGCAACGAAUGUCGGCACACCAUCGACUAUGAUGAAGAUUCGGACCUAAACAUUGGCCUAUCGCCACCAAGUGAGUCAAUGCUAUUGCAACGACGCAUUUUGCGACGAUCCGAUAUCGCCAUCCGGAGUCCUCCGCCGCAAACCGCAAGCGGUUAAUGAGUAUUCGGGCUCCCAGAACAUCUUAUUAUUUUUUUUUAUUUUUUUUUUCAUUGGCUCAUAAACUUUUCUUCUUUAACUUGUAAUAGAAGCAAGUGGUAAUUGUAAUGUUACUCUUGUUUUUAAACAUUCAGUGAAUGUGUCAUUCACAAAACAAUUUGAUGAAGAUUCUCUUUUUUUUGUUUUUUUUUUCAUCUUUUCUUUUCCCUUUAACCAAGUCCAAUCUAAAUCGAUAGUUAUGCUUCAAAAACAAAAAACAAAUCAAUUAAAUGUUACUUGAAUCAGUGAAAA
Sitodiplosis mosellana (orange wheat blossom midge) is the source of this 4643-nucleotide messenger RNA. It is a transcript of the gene Lk6, whose product is annotated as probable myosin light chain kinase DDB_G0284661. The transcript is spliced from 8 exons. Gene Ontology annotation, cellular component: cytoplasm; nucleus. Lineage: Eukaryota; Metazoa; Arthropoda; Insecta; Diptera; Cecidomyiidae. Gene Ontology annotation, biological process: protein autophosphorylation; peptidyl-serine phosphorylation; intracellular signal transduction. Gene Ontology annotation, molecular function: calmodulin binding; calcium/calmodulin-dependent protein kinase activity; ATP binding. The record is from RefSeq and is a predicted model, not a curated record. The coding region runs from base 1884 to 4352 and encodes 822 amino acids.